Molecule: messenger RNA, 3120 nt
Organism: Cutaneotrichosporon oleaginosum
Lineage: Eukaryota; Fungi; Basidiomycota; Tremellomycetes; Trichosporonales; Trichosporonaceae
Biological process (GO): vesicle-mediated transport
Cellular component (GO): cytosol; endocytic vesicle
Molecular function (GO): guanyl-nucleotide exchange factor activity; small GTPase binding
Source: RefSeq, a predicted model, not a curated record
CAUCACACACUGCACUAUGGACGCCAAGCCAGGCCUCUUCUCGGGCCUUAGCUUGCGCCGCCCUCCACAGACCGGGACGAUUGCGCAUCCCCUUCUCGGCGCUGGGUCGCCCGAGUCGGACGGCGACCGUGAGCUCAAGGAGCUGCCCUAUAAGCCCCGACAGCGCGCGCCCUCACCAGCGAGCCCAGCACGAAGCGCCGCCGACCCGCCGAGCACGCAGCCACAGCCGGCCCCCCCAGCGAUAACUACAAGCACAGUCGCUGCGUUUGCGCCCGAAGAAGCUGGUGCCGCUGGGCGGCUGCAGCUGCAGAGCCUCAAAGCGGCCGCACAGCGUAUCGGGCUCAACAAUGGGAGCAUGGGAAUGGGCAUGGUCGACUCCCUAUUCGAGAAGGGCGCGCGCGUGCGCGCCGAUGGCGACUGGGCUGACCUCUUCAAAGCUCUUACCACUGGCAAGGCGAUCAUCCUCCUCCCCUCCUCGCCCGCGUCGAGCUUGCCCAUGACACCACAGACGCUACGUGACCACAUUGCUUUCCUAUCGCCCGCGCUUUCCACUCCCUCCGGGCCAGCAAGCGUACUGGUCACCCUCUCCGGCCUAGUGGGAUCGCUGCAAAGUGGCACUGUGACCUUCGAGUCAUGCGUUCCCGCCGACUCUCAGCUCCUCCAUGCCCUCCGGCAAGAGGAAUAUCGCGCAGACGUCCUCAGUCGCCUGCGCCCGACCCACCUCGCCGCGCCCACGCUUUCCUCCCCCCUCCCCUCACCCUAUCCAGCCUUCAGCCUCGCGUCGGAAAGCACGCCCCUUGCGUUCCCGCCGCUCGGGCGAGGUGCACCCGAGAAGCGCCCCGAUCCCCGCCGAUACCCCUUCAUGUCUUUGUUUGGGAGCAGCUCCAGCACACCACGGACUGCCGGCGCACUGAGCCCGGACCGGCCCGCGAGUCCCAACGCCAGCGGACGCAGCUCGCCGAAACCAAGCGUGCUCAGCCUGGAGGACGACCAUGGCGAUGGCUAUUCUGUCAUCGCAUACGUGAUCGACCGCGGGAUUCGGUACGCCGAGGUGCACAAGGCACUCAUCACGGCUGUCCGUGGCGCCGUUCGCACAGAGCUCGAGGGUUUGCCAGAUCGCGUGAUCGACAAAGUGCUCCGCUUCGUCACUGGCUCCGUGUGCCCCGCCUCAGGCGACUCAGCCCUCCUCAAGGCACAUCACCACGCCCUCGGCGGUGAUAGCGACGUACCCCUUGAUUUUUCAAAUCCGACACUUGCGGGCGAGAGGUCUCAAGACUUCAUGGAGGGCGUGUAUGAUGACCUCGUGAGGCACUUCCGCGCCGAGGGACCCAAGAAGUGGGAGCACGAUGAGGAGGCACACGAAGGAUAUAUCGAGGACGAGGCGGGCGAUGGAACAGAGCGCGUUGAGGCCCUCGUGUGCCGGCUGCUGCACAACCGCAUCUUUUCGCCGCUCAACUCUGACGACUCGAGACACGAUGAGGCUCUUGCCAGCCGCAUCGCCGCGCUCAACAUGCUCGACCUAAGUCUCGACCAUCUCGGGCUCAUUACACGGCCUUCAGGCGAGGCGGAUAAGGGUGCCGUUGCGCGCGGUCUCGCCGAGCUCGUGGACGACAUUGGUCGAGAACUGCAGAAGCUCUCAAGGGCCAACUGCCUUACGCCCAAGGACAAGGCAGACGUGCUCGUCCAUGCCCAUACGAUUGCUGUUGACGGGCUGGCACGGUUGCCACGCAUAGAUCUUAGACCUGAAGGUGAACCGUAUAUCCCGGAGGAGCCGGAGACCGUCCCCGAGAGCGACACACCCGAGCUGCGCGUCUCAGAUCCCAACGGCGAGGGGACGGAGCUCGUAGAGGCGGGGACACCGGGUGCCCCGACGCCUGAGCCCGCCGAUGACAGCGCCGAGACCUCAGCAGGGGAAGAGGGAGCGAAGACGUUUGCGAAGACAGAUGAGCCACGUGAAGCGACCGAGCAGGAGAAGAAGGCUGCGGCAUCAUUACAACCGGCCACCGAGGUUCCUGAGAAGCCCAAGCCUUCCACAUCUGGCGCAGACCUCAUUCUACCCCUCAUAAUCUUUGCGGUCGUUAAGGCCAAUCCCCUGCAGCUCGCCUCCCAACUCAUGUAUCUCCGCCGCUACCGCUCUGCCAUCUGCCUGGCCGGCGAGGCGUCGUACGCCAUCGUGAAUCUCACCGCUGUCGUCGAGUUCCUCGAACACGUCCAGCUCUCCGAGUUGGGCCUGGACUCGAGCGAGCGCGUAAUGAGUGUGGCGGAUCUCGCGCCCAUCUCGCUGGGGGACAUGGACGACGCCGCCAUCGCCUCAGCCAGCAGCCGGAUCAAGGGCCGCCUCCUGCCUGAUCUGGCCGGCAGCGCAGCGGACGGCGCCACACGAGUGCUCGGCGCCGUGGAGGGCGGCAUCUCCGUCCUGCGCGGCUUCAUGUCGUCCGCGGAAGAGGAGAGGCCCACGGGUCGGCCACGGCAGAGCUCGACCUUCUCGCUUGCUUCCGUCACUGCGAGCGUCGCGAAUAUCGCUGCGGCGGCGAGCACGGCUGCGGCGCGUACGCGCUCACGCGCGUCGAGCGAAGCAGCGCAGCAAGGGCGCGAGCUCGUCGAGGUGCCUCCCGGCGCGCAUAGCGACGAGGAGGGGCACGAGGGCGGGCGCGUGACGUCUCCAAUCGAGGAGGAGGAGGAGCUCGAUGAGCGCCCCUCGCGCGCCCGCUCAAUCGUCAGCGUCAGCUCUAUGAUGCGCGAUGGCUCGCGCGAGCGCGAGCGCGAGGGUGUGAACGCGCGCCUCUCCUCGCUCGGCGCCCGCUUGGCUGAGGGCGGCCCCGCGGCCUUGCCUGAGAAGCCCUCUACACCUGUUGUGACGGCGCCUCCUGGAGCUGGGAAGGACGGCUUCUUCGCGACGCUGUCCAAGCGCCGCUUGCCGAGGAGUCCGAGUGGGACGCUGCUCGCGCCCGACGAUGGGCCGAUUGAGCGCUUCAUGACUUGCGAAGUGGGGGAUAUCCGGCUCAGCGAGGUGGGCACGCUGCUGCGCGACUAUCGCCGCCUCGCAGCGGUUGUGACGCGGUUACAGGGACAGUAACGGAAUGUACCGUAUCCAUAGAGGAUGCAUUCUAACACUACAAC